Necator americanus (New World hookworm) is the source of this 279-nucleotide messenger RNA. RefSeq lists its product as uncharacterized. The transcript has a single exon. Bases 1 to 279 code for a protein of 92 amino acids. The record is from RefSeq and is a predicted model, not a curated record. NCBI's taxonomy places the organism in Eukaryota, Metazoa, Nematoda, Chromadorea, Rhabditida, Ancylostomatidae.
AUGUACAAGGUAUUGGAGCGGAUUAUCCUGGAUCGACUCAUUAAACAUCGCGAAGAAACAACGCGCGACGAGCAAGCUAACUUUCGUCCUGGCCGAUCUACGAUUGACCAAGUGUUUAUCGUCAGGAGAGUGAUCGAAAUCUGGCAGCAGUAUUCGGAGCCAAUGCAAUUCGCGUUUCUGGACUUUAAAGCCGCGUUCGACGCUCCUCACCGAGGUCUUCUCAACGGCUCCCCGCCGAUACAGUACCAGGAAAGUUCGUUCGCUUGCUUGCUGACAUGA